Boeremia exigua is the source of this 894-nucleotide messenger RNA. RefSeq lists its product as uncharacterized. The coding region runs from base 59 to 796 and encodes 245 amino acids. NCBI's taxonomy places the organism in Eukaryota, Fungi, Ascomycota, Dothideomycetes, Pleosporales, Didymellaceae. The record is from RefSeq and is a predicted model, not a curated record. The transcript has a single exon.
CUUCGUCUAAUAAGAACUCUACAAUCGUUGUUGUCCAACCGGAAAUCCUGUCCCCAUCAUGGAGAAUUCGACGCUGCUCAAUGCUAUCCCUUUGGAAAUUCGCAACAACAUUUAUUCAAACAUAUUGAUCAAAUGCGCGAAAUUCGACACGCCCCGCCACUGCACAGGCUCACCAUUCAUCCUACUUGCACGGAGUCUCCCUGGGUGUCUGCUCCUUUGCCGACAAACGCUUGAGGAAGCUAGUCUUGUUUAUCUCCAGCAAACGGUCGUUGUGUACCGCUAUCCGGGCUAUUCGGGAUUACGCGAUUUUCUCGAGAGCUUUCCGAACAAAGCCGGCUACAGCUACGUACGGAGACUGGCACACAUGCAUCCCCAGAGUCUGUCCGCUACGCUGAGGAAAUCUCGUAAAGAGAUGGCCGAGCCUCGUUUCUUUGGUGACAUCGUAUCUUUCUGCAACGGGCUGCGUGAACUACACCUCAAUCCCACCGUCCCGAGCGCCUUCUUCCUCCGCUAUGAUUACUCGCAGUCUGUCGACGCAUUCGCCAACUCCGCCGAAAUGCAGCUUGUCUUCGCCAACCCUUACAUUCGCUCUUUGGAGAUCAUAUGUGACGGUGGCGCGAUAACUGAGCAAUCUCUGAAGAUGUUCAAGACCUGGUUUCGACAGGAAUGUCGGAAUAGAGAAACGACGAUUGACUUAAGGGUCAAAGUUACAGCAAAGCCUCCGGGUGAUCCAGAACGAUAUAAGAUAAACAAGAACGGCGUAGAAGUGUAUUGCUAUCACGAUUUCUUUGGUUAGUAUACUUGGAGUUACGAAUUCUACACUAUUGCUGUAUUUGUCGUAGCCAGAGAAGACAAAGACUUAGUUUCGCUUACUUGUCACGAUGGCGUCAAAAA